UGGGCUAUGCAGUGCUGUGUCGCCGUUUCCCUGGCCUAACCUGCACGCGCUUCUUUGUACUUUUAUUUGUUGGUUGUGGGAUAAACCCCGUUCUGCCUGUGUUGCUACUCUGCUUGCUGUGUGUGUGUGUGUGUGUGUGUGUGUGUGGUGUGUGUGUGUGUGUGUGUGCGCGCGCUCGCAUGGGUGUGUGUGCAUGCUGGUUUACAAUCCCAAUGCUGUGACCAGGAUUGCUGCUCUUCCCCAGCUUGGGAUAACCCUCAGUCUGUCUGUGUUGCUACCCUGCUUGCUGUGCAUGUGCAUGUUUGUGUGUAUGUGCGUGGGGGUGUAUGCCUGCCGGUCUACAAUCCCAAUGCUGUGACCAGGGUUGCUGUCCCAUUUGACCAUUGAUCCAUGCUGAGCUGGAGCACCAAACCUGCUGCUUAAAGGGGUGAUAGAAUGAUUAUAUAGGGUAUUUGGUGCUGGUCCUUAAGGUCUCUGAAUAGGGUGUGUAACAUUGGUUGGGCUGAAAAUGGCAUAUGUGCUGUUCUAUGCGCCCUAAUGCAAGCCUGGUUAAAAGCCCUAGAAUGAAACGAGAGGUUUUCUCCCUUUUAUGGUAUGCUCAUGAAUAUUUAGAUGAGCUGUGCGCUGAUUGGUUGGUUUACAACGAGCGAAGCUGCGGAGCAAACGCGUCAUGGCCACAAGCACUCACUCACUGAAACAUCGAAAUUGUUGAUAUGGACACAUUAGGUGUUGAACCAUAUAUGUAUGAGCCAGAAUCAGAGGAAGAAUCUGAUGUAGAGGAGCAACCAGUCGCCCAUAGAUUACAAAUGACUACUUCAGAAUGGUGUACGUGUGGAAACUGUGACCGCAUGCCCCAGGAGAGAGAAAAUAUAUGUUGCCGGGAAGUACCCCAGGUCAUGAGAAGAAUGACCCAGGUUCCGGAGGAGAUAACCUGUAUGAUUGACCAUCCUGGCCUUGAACCGGUGUGCCUCAACAUAUAUUCUUUACAAAAUGCAAUGAACAUCUACAGAGCUGACCAUGGGCAGUUGAGAAUAAGAGGGAUGGAAAGGCAAUGCAGACACUUGGCCUACAGAUCUUUCGUGAGCUGGUGCUGGGGUUUCCUUGGACGAAGUGUUGUGAUCCCCUCUUGUGUGGUGCUGCGCAUACGGAGGGAGUUUCCGGAAACAUCAGGGCAGUAUGUCGGGUUCAGACCCCCCCCUCGACUGAACCGUGACACAUACUCAGCGACAGCAUCCUCCCUGGAAGGUCUGGGAAGCUGAGCACACAAGUCUUGGGGCACAGGAAUCUGCUGGACGGCAUCCACAUAACGAAGGGAGUCAUGGACGAUCUCUUCGAACGCCAGUCUUAUCAGGUUAAAGACAUAGCCUGUUGUGUGUGAAUUAAUAAGUUAUUGUUAGUGUCUAUACCGUUGCACAUUUGUUGCACAAUCGUUUGUAUAAAAAAAUAUAUACAUUUUAAACU
This is a messenger RNA of Alosa sapidissima (American shad), 1461 nucleotides long. RefSeq names its product P2X purinoceptor 7-like. The record is from RefSeq and is a predicted model, not a curated record. The transcript is spliced from 4 exons. NCBI's taxonomy places the organism in Eukaryota, Metazoa, Chordata, Actinopteri, Clupeiformes, Clupeidae. The coding region runs from base 714 to 1259 and encodes 181 amino acids.